Molecule: messenger RNA, 1485 nt
Organism: Trichoderma virens Gv29-8
Lineage: Eukaryota; Fungi; Ascomycota; Sordariomycetes; Hypocreales; Hypocreaceae
Exons: 1
Coding region: 1-1485 (494 amino acids)
Molecular function (GO): oxidoreductase activity, acting on the CH-CH group of donors
Source: RefSeq, a predicted model, not a curated record
AUGCAAGAUGGUGCAGCUAGAAUGCUGCAAGUGCAUCUGACCACGCCAAGCCUAGCAUCCAAAUUGUCAGAGACAGAAAAGCGAGUAUUCGAAAAUGCGUUUCGGCAUUUGACGUCUCGAGAUCCCAAGUUUGCAUGGACCAGCGGACAGUGGAUGACCGAAAGGCCCGGUGGAAGCGACGUAUCGUUGACUGAGACAACAGCCGUCUAUCAGCCCAACGAGACCACGGCAAUGGCAUCCAAAGAAGAGGGCAUUCCGCUGGGCCCAUGGAGCAUUAACGGGUUCAAGUGGUUUUCGUCUGCCACUGAUUCCGACAUGACGAUUCUGCUUGCACGAACUCCGGCCGGCAAACUCUCUACUUUUCUUGCGCCACUUCGAAAGCAUGAUCCCAAUGCCCUAAGCGAAUCUGGAAAUCCGGAUCCAAAUGGCCAGUGCCUCAACGGUGUGCGCAUCUCACGUCUUAAGAAUAAGCUCGGGACCCAGUCUCUCCCCACAGCAGAGCUCGUCCUCGAGGACAUGCGCGGGUGGAUCAUCGGGGAGGAGAAUCGCGGCAUCCAAGAAAUUUCCGUGCUGCUGCACUUGACACGGAUACACUCCACCAGCCAAGCUGUCGGAUACUUGGGCCGUGGCCUAGCAGUUGCGCGAGCGUUUGCGCGGGCCAGACAAGUCGGAGCUGGAAGAGGCGCCAGAAUGCGACUGACCGACAGCUCCCUGCAUAUGAAGACUUUGGCACGGAUGACUGCCGAGUACAGACGGAUAAUGCUUCUGCAUAUGUUUGCUGUUUAUAUCCUUGGACUGUCUGAGCAUCCGAUGGAAAUGGCCACGGAUAUAGCGCCGGCGCUCAAGGCACUGACGCCUCCACCAAAGGACCUCUUACCGCUUUUGAGGGUCCUCUCCACGCUCACAAAGGCAUAUGUCUGCAACUCAGCCCUGAGAUUGUUGUAUUCGUGCAUGGAGUCGAUUGGCGGCGUGGGCUAUCUGUUGAAUGAAGAACAAGAGUAUCUAAACGUUGCGCGGCUCUACAGAGAUUGUGCCGUGCUGCCGAUCUGGGAGGGAACAACCGAUUUGCUCAGCACUGACUUUAUUAGGGCACUCAAGCGUCCCGAAUCUGGAGUAUUGUCGCUUGACGCCUUGGACCGCAUCAUCAAACAAGCGUUUUCGUUAAAUGGAGACGCCUCUCAUCAUCGAGAAGUGAUGGAAAGGUGGGACAAAGAGAGAACCCGCAUCACCAAGGAAUCCCAGGCCGACCUUGUCGGCAAGGGCAGAGACAUUAUGUUCUCCGUGACGGAAGUUUUGAUGGCAGCUCUGCUGCAUGUUGACGCCAACAACGAUGGCGAUAUCGCUGAGCAAGAGAUUUUGCAGCGCUACUUGGAGGACAAGUUUUCUGCAAAAGAGAGAUCCGCAAUAACGACAAGGGAAGAGUUGGAAAGGGACUAUGCAAUUGUUUAUGGGCAAGAAAGGUCGAAGACGGGUUCCAAUCUGUAA